Messenger RNA from Homo sapiens (human), 3669 nucleotides. RefSeq names its product coiled-coil domain containing 51 (gene CCDC51). Lineage: Eukaryota; Metazoa; Chordata; Mammalia; Primates; Hominidae. The transcript has 4 exons. Gene Ontology annotation, cellular component: mitochondrial inner membrane; potassium channel complex; mitochondrial ATP-gated potassium channel complex. Bases 2139 to 3434 code for a protein of 431 amino acids. The record is from RefSeq and is a predicted model, not a curated record. Gene Ontology annotation, biological process: potassium ion transmembrane transport. Gene Ontology annotation, molecular function: mitochondrial ATP-gated potassium channel activity.
GAUUACAGUCUUGAGCCACCAUGCCCAGCCAAAAAAGAAGUCUUAUUGUUAGGUGUUGUUCAAGUAUGUGACAAGCCAGGAUCCCAACCUGAGUCAUCUGACUUCAAAGUCCACAUUCUUAACUGCCAUGUUACACUACCUUCCAUAUUAUGAUCCUGGCACCUGGUAUACUCUGUCAAUUUACAAAUGACCAUAUAUGUGGAACGCAGUAGGCGAUUUAAGAAACAGCAUAGGAUUGGGCCAGGCGCGGUGGCUCACGCCUGUAAUCCCAGCACUUUGGGAGGUGGAGGCGGGUGGAUCACGAGGUCAGGAGAUCGAGACCAUCCUGGCCAACAUGGUGAAACCCCGUCUCUACUAAAAAUACAAAAAUUAGCCGGGCAUGGUGGUGUGCGCCUGUAAUCCCAGCUACUCAGGAGGCUGAGGCAGGAGAAUCACUUGAACCUGGGAGGCGGAGGCUGCAGUGAGCUGAGAUCAUGCCACUGCACUCCAGCCUGGGCGACAGAGUGAGACUAUUUAAAAAAAAAAAAAAAAAAAAGUGUAGGGUUACAUAUGCCUAAUACAGGAAAGAAGAUCCAAAGGGGCCUGACAAAAUAAACCUUAAAAUAAAAAUCAGAUGAUGCUCAAUGAGAAACAACUAGCAUAGAGUUACACUAAAGACUGUUCUUUCCCCUAUACACAAUCACAGAUUAAAAGAGGGUGCAAGAUACCUUUUUUUUUUUUUUUUUUUGAGAUAGGGUCUCAUUCUAUCUCCCAGGCUGGAAUACAGUGGCGCAAUCCCAGCUCACUACAGCCUGAACUCCCGUGCUCAAAUAAUCCUCUUACCUUGAACUCCUGGGCUUAAGCGAGGCUGCCUCAGCCUUUUAAAUAGCUGGGAUUACAGGAAACGGGCCGCCACCACCACCACGCCCAGCUAAUUUUAAAUUUUUUCUGUAGACAGGGUCUCCCUUUGAUGCUGUGAACUCCUAGCCUUAAAUAAUCCUCCUGCUUAGGCCUCCCAAAGCACUUGGAUUAUGGUCAGCCCAUUCUGUGCCUGGCCCCUUACACCAUUCUGAAAAGGAAUCUCAAGAGCUAGAAAUCUCAGUGCUGGGUAGGUAAACAAUAAUGGAUCAAACCCACUGGGAGAGAGGUCUUGGGAAGCCCUAGAUGACACUCCCACCAUCCUUGUCUCCAUCAUGCCUAGCAUGGCUCACAGUGCUCAAAUGGGGGCAUAAACAACUGUGGAGGAAAUAAUCACUAGUUGGAUCAAUGUAAAAUAAUGCUUAUGAUGCACAUAAAGUACUAGAACUGCUGGGCCUGAAAAAUAUUUUGAAAUGUAAUGAAUUUCUCCUACAUAAAAGAUGUAAAAAAGGUGGAGGAUUCAGUUAGAAAAGCAUAUGGAGCAACAGCACACUGAAGAGCCUGGACUUUAUCUUUUAGUCUAGGCAUACCCAGAAGUAAAAAGACUCAGAAAGCAAAAAAGCAUAUAUUAGAGAUAAUAUAAGCAGUACGAAAAAAAAAAAAAAGUUGGCCAGGUGCUGUGGCUCACGCUUGUAAUCCGAGCACUCUGGGAGGCAGAGGCGGGUGAAUCACUUGAAGUCAGGAGUUCGAGACCAGCUUGGCCAACAUGGUGAAACUCCGUCUCUACUAUAAAUACAAAAAAAAACUGGCCAGGUGCGGUGGCUCACGCCUGCAAUCCCAGCACUUUGGGAGGCUGAGGCGGGUGGAUCACGAGGUCAGGAGUUCAAGACCAGCCUGGCUAAGAUGGUGAAACCCCAUCUCUACUAAAAAUACAAAAAUUAGCCGCACUCCGUCUCAAAAAAAAAAAAUUAGCCAGGCGUGGUGCCAGGCGCCUGUAAUCCCAGCUACUUGGGAGGCUGAGGCAGGAGAAUUGCUUGAACCCGGAAGGUGGAGGUUGCAGUGAGCCGGGAUCACGCCACUGCACUCCAGCCUGGGAGACAGAGUGAGACUCUGUCUCAAACAAAACAAAACAAAACAAAAAAACUUCUAAGUCAAGUAAGGUUCAAACACUAGAAGGCAGUGAAAUACGAAUUUGGGGCAAAAGAUUGCGGACGACGUCAGACUUUGAGAAACUUAACUGUGAAUCUGCGUCUGAGGUAAAUACAUUUCACUGUUUCCGUUUCUGCAGCUCUUCCUAAGGAAUGGAAGCCCAGACUGCCUGGGAGGCAGGAGACCUCGUUUCCAGCUCCCGGCCCUUACUGCCGCUGCAAAUCCUAGACUGGCUAGAGACCAUUCGCUGCAGCGGACGUCGGAAAACGAGACCUCGCAGUUCAGGAGGCAGGAAAAAGACAUGCCCGCGCCCUCAUCCCAAUAGCCCAGGCCCAAGCCAGCCCGGAGAGAAAAGACCUGAGGAGGUGGCCCUGGGGCUGCACCACCGCCUCCCAGCACUGGGAAGAGCCCUGGGGCACAGCAUUCAGCAACGAGCGACCUCCACAGCCAAGACUUGGUGGGACAGAUAUGAAGAGUUUGUUGGACUCAACGAGGUUCGAGAGGCCCAGGGAAAGGUGACAGAGGCUGAGAAAGUGUUCAUGGUGGCUCGAGGGCUUGUCCGAGAGGCUCGGGAGGACUUGGAAGUUCACCAGGCCAAGCUGAAGGAGGUGAGGGACCGCUUGGACCGUGUCUCCAGGGAGGACAGUCAGUACUUGGAACUGGCUACUCUCGAGCACAGGAUGCUGCAGGAGGAGAAGAGGCUUCGCACAGCCUAUCUGCGUGCAGAAGACUCUGAGCGAGAGAAGUUCUCCCUCUUCUCUGCAGCUGUGCGGGAAAGUCAUGAGAAGGAGCGCACAAGGGCUGAGAGGACCAAGAACUGGUCCCUCAUUGGCUCAGUCCUGGGGGCCCUGAUUGGUGUGGCUGGCUCCACCUAUGUGAACCGUGUGCGACUACAGGAGCUGAAGGCUUUACUCCUGGAGGCGCAGAAGGGGCCUGUGAGUCUCCAAGAGGCCAUUCGAGAACAGGCGUCUAGCUACUCCCGCCAGCAGAGGGACCUCCACAAUCUCAUGGUGGACCUGAGGGGCCUGGUACAUGCUGCUGGGCCAGGGCAGGACUCUGGGUCACAGGCAGGUAGUCCCCCGACCAGAGACAGAGAUGUAGAUGUCCUUUCAGCUGCCUUGAAAGAGCAGCUUAGUCAUUCCAGGCAAGUCCAUUCAUGUCUAGAAGGCUUACGAGAGCAGCUUGAUGGCCUAGAAAAGACUUGUAGCCAAAUGGCUGGGGUGGUUCAGCUUGUAAAGUCUGCAGCACACCCAGGCCUGGUGGAACCAGCAGACGGGGCUAUGCCCAGCUUCUUGCUGGAGCAGGGGAGCAUGAUCUUGGCACUGUCAGACACGGAGCAGAGACUAGAAGCCCAAGUCAACAGGAACACCAUCUAUAGCACCCUGGUCACCUGUGUGACAUUUGUGGCCACACUGCCUGUGCUCUACAUGCUAUUCAAAGCCAGCUAACCCCUGGCCCCUCCUCCAGAGGGUCUGAGGCAAUAGCUGUGAAUGUGGAUUUAAGUAGAGAAUCGUAGCAAUGAAGCGAGCCUUUGGGGGCAUGUACAACCUCAAUCUGAAGGAGCAGUAUCUGUGUGGCUCACCAGCAGGCAUGCUUCGCUUUGUAGACAAGGUUCAUUUACAUUAAUUAUCAAAACUUUGUGCUAAUGUCCAAUUAAAAUAUCCUGAGUUUUAUUAUUUAAAA